AUGGCCGACCCCUCAAAGCUGGCUGUGCCAGCUGGCGCCAUCGUCAUCGCCUUUGGCAUGGCCUAUCUGGCCGGUGUCAGUUGGAUGGUUGUGGCCGGGGCACUGCUAGUGAUUGUCGCUGUUCCCGUCGGGGCCUAUCAGUGGCAGAUUUACACCCGAAACCGAAGCCGCAUCACCCGAGCCACCUACACCACCUCCGCCAACAACCACGGAGGCGCUGCCGCGGCACGGCCCCGGACCGUGGCGGGAGCGCUCCCUGGCGGCGUCACUCUCAAUGUUGCCGCCUUACCUCGAGCCCUCAUCUACUCGACUCACCCUGGCCAUGUGAUGUUGCGCCUGACCUGGUGGUGGAUUAGACCAACUUUGAAUCAUCGCCGCCGACCGCGCUCGGCGGGUCGUACUCAAACGGCGGGCCCUGCCCAUGAUCUAGGGGCCGUGGAUGCCCGAUCGGCCCCAUUGGCCAGCACCCCGGCCCGGGGCCCCCAAAUCCCCUUUGACUUGCAAGAAUCUGUCAUACUCCCUGCUUCCCUCAACCCGACGCCCGCGCUUGGACGAAACUCAAACUCGCGCCCGGCCCUCUCGCGCACCAACAUGCUCGCUGACCUUAUGGGCGGGCAGCGAGAGCCUGCUGCCCCCCUCACCCCGGGCAUCGCCGGCAACACAGAGCCACAGCGGGCGACCGAGGAUGCGGCAACCUGGCGCUCCAAGCGACCCGGUGCAGCUGAUGACAGCCCCAGCGCCCCAGUCCGAGCCAGUAAGCUGCCUCGUGCCACUGAAGCAAGCUCGCACAAGCGCCGGGCUAACCGAAAUGAGGAUUCCAUCACGGACAGCUCGCCUGGUAUUCCCGAGGAUAAGCGUCACAAGGCGGCGCGUGCCUCAGUUGCCCUGGAAGCCAUGGAUGACGAAUUGGACGGUGGUCAACGAGGACCUUCCAACGGCGGUACUGCCAAGCGUGCAGCAUUGGAAACAGAUUCACACAUGCAAGAACGUAUUGCCCAGAUGACUCGCGAACUUGCGACUCAGCGCCGUGACUUUGAGAGUCUUUCCAAGCGUGUACAAUCCGAGUCCGACGAGGCUCGGCAGAUGGCCCAACGCUACGAGGCAGACCGCACUAAGCUCUUGGAGCAGCUCGAAGAGGCCAAGCGCCAAGCCAGCAAGAAGAGCAAGCCAAGCACUGUUGAUACUGCUCACAGCCAUGGACCCUCUCCCUUCGCGGCUUUGGAAAAGUUGCAAGCCCGGGCUACUCAGUUCCAGCGCGAUGUCAAAGCUGGUACCCUUGCGCCUGACUCCGCAAGCAAACUGCUAUCUGAGCUCAGGGAACAACAGAAGCAGCAAGCCGGGGCUUUGAGGCUUAAUGCAGGCGACAAGGAUGGACUGAAAGAAAAGGAUCAACAACGUGCUCUUACUCUGGCUAAUGAAGUUGGACGACUUUUGGAUGAAGUUGCCAAGAGUGUGACCACUGCGCCCAAGAACGGACCCGCAAGCACGACGCCUCGACGCCGUCCCCUGCGCUCACACCUGACUGUCCAGGUGGCAGCUCGAUCAAACUCGUUUCUUGAGGCCCAGCGCCAAGCAGUCUCCCGCGAACCAAGCAACGCCGAACGUAGCCACAGCAUCAGCGUUGAGGCACGGCGGAAUCAGGCGGCUUUGCAAAAGCCCAGCCAAGAAUUGCUGGACAAGGUUGCCGCAACAAUGCCGCCCGCCAAGAAGGCAACGCCGAGUGAGACCAAGGAAACAGCAAGCCCAACUGUCCAGCCUGUGUCAGCCGUCAUCUCGUCCGCGCCAUCCACAACAAGCACGAAGCCGUCACCACUCUCAGCAUCCUCCUCUGCCCCUUCCAACGCCGCGGCUACAGAUAAGAAAGCCUCUAGCGAAAAGCCAGCCACCGGCAGCCCCUUUCAACUGUCAGGUGCCAGCAGCGGUGAUGGCUUCAAGCUUGGCGAUACAAAAGCUGCAUCAUCGCCAGCCAGUGGCUUCCAACUGCCAGCCUCUACCAAACCCGCAAAGCCUGAAGAUGGAUCCGCCACAGCUUCAGCUGCAGCCUCCGGAGGCACCAAGGCGGAUGCCAGCGCAGCUGAGCCCGCCAAGGGCUUUAGUUUCGGCAAGUCGGCUGACGGUGGAAACGCAGCAUCGCCCUCGGGAUUUCAACUCAAACCCGCGAGUGGAUCUGAAGCACCCUCAAAAUCGGGAGCUGGGUUUGGUGGUUUGCAACUGGGCAAGCCGACUGCUACAACCCAACCUCCAAGCAGCACCGCGUCAAGUGCAGCGCCAGCAGGUUUCAAGGUCGGACCUGCCAGUGAAAGCAGCCCCAGUUCUAAUCUUUCUUUUGGUGGCAAGCCUGCGGCACCAACCUCGAGUGCCCCGGCGACAACCAGUGCUCCGUCUACAGGCUUCAAGUUUGGGGCCGGUACCUCAGCUGCCAAACCCGCCGCGCCGUCUGGCUCAGCUGGGAGCACGCCAUUUGGACAGACGUCUGCUCCAUCAACCAACGCGGCAAAACCAACCACCGCACCGUCUGCUCCCGCAUCCACAGCCGCGCCAAGCAGUGGUGGCGGUUUUGUUUUUGGAGCCAGUCCUUCAGCCACAGCUGGUGCGCAGAAGCCUCCUGCCCCAGCCCCCGGCCUCAAUCAAGCCGCUGGCGGUGGAAUCUCGUUUGGGGCCACACCUGCAGCCGGUGGGGGUGAACAAGCCAAACCCGCCUCUCCCUUUGGUGCUGCACCCAAGGCAGGGGCCAACGCCUCGCCGUUUGGUCAGCCUGCUGGUGGAACAACCACGAGUGGUGCCGCUGUUACUACUACAAAGUCUUCGCCCUUUGGCCAGCCUGCAGGUGGCACGGGCACGCCCGCGGCCUCUUCGCCCUUUGGUCAACCAGCAGGUGGGAUAAAGCCAGCUGGAAACCCGUCCACAACAGCUUCCCCCUUUGGUGCUCAGCCGGCUGGCCAGGGUGCUCCAGCUUUCGGCGGAGGCACCCAAGCGAGUGCGUCUCCGAGCAUGGGUGGCAUGGGUGGCAGUGCGCCUGGCCAAAGUGGGGGUUUCUCCUUUGGUAAGCCGGGUAGCGGGCCAACAAAUGCCACCCAGGGCUCUUCUGGUAGCUCGCCAUUCGGUCAGCCACCAGCGGCAACGAGUGGAGCGUCACCCUUUGGCCAAGCUGCUCCGGCGAGUACUGCGCCCACGAGCACGAGCGGAACCUCACAAAACGGGUUUGCUUUUGGUGCAAGUUCGGCACCCAAGCCUAGUGCAUCACCCUUUGGCGGCAACCCAGCGGUCCCGAGUACCAAUGGGCCUACGGGUGGAGGGGGCUUCAACUUUUCGGCCAAGCCCGGAGCUGCCCCUGGGGCUGCUGGCAGCCCCUUUGGUGGGGGUGCUGGCGGUGGGGCCAAGCCCUUUGGUGGAGCUUCCUCGGGCAAUGGACAGUCUGCUCAGGGUUUUGGAGCCGGUGCAAGUGCCUCGGGGUUUGGAAACGGCGCGACAUCUGGAAGCAGCCCUUUUGGAGGCGCCGCGGCAAAACCUGGUGCUCCAGGGGGUUUUGCAGGGGCAUCCACAGGUGCGUCACCUUUCGGUGCGAAACCAGCGGGUGGCUUUGGGAGCGGCAGCCCUGCGCCAACUGGUGGAUUUGGAAGUGGCACUGGCACGCCAGGUGGAUUUGGUGGUUCCAAGCCAGCCGGCGGGUUUGGUAGUGGCAGCCCUGCACCAACUGGUGGAUUUGGAAGUGGCGCUGGCACGCCAGGUGCAUUUGGGGGUGCUGGUUCCAAGCCAGCCGGUGGCUUUGGUAGUGGCAGCCCUGCACCAACCAGCGGCUUUGGGAGCGGUGCUGGCGCACCAGGUGGCUUUGGUGCGGGCACGGGCGGUGGUUUCGGCAGCGGCACGGGCACUGGCAACACAGCCGGUGGCUUUGGGAGUGGUUCGGGUACGCCCACUGGUGGCUUUGGUGCGGGUACGGGUGCGGGGGGCUUUGGAAGCGGUCCAGGCACUCCUUCUGGCGGUUUUGGGGCGGGUGCACCCGCAUUUGGCACAGGUGGGCCUGCACCACCCAACGCAGCCGUCUUCAGUGCUGGACGUUCAUCCAGCGCCCCGCGGCGCAGGUCGCGCGGUCGCAAGUAG
Messenger RNA from Monosiga brevicollis MX1, 4101 nucleotides. RefSeq lists its product as uncharacterized. Lineage: Eukaryota; Choanoflagellata; Craspedida; Salpingoecidae. The record is from RefSeq and is a predicted model, not a curated record. Bases 1 to 4101 code for a protein of 1366 amino acids. The transcript has 9 exons.